UCCUACAAAUCAAAGUAUCAACCAGAAAAAUGGGGGAAAUCUUCCGUGGGUUCAUUUACCCAAAAAAGAAAGACAAUUAGGCGCGGCAAUGUUGGUAGUGGUGCAGUGUUGUGAAUAUUUGCAAAGUUUCGGAUCCAUUACCAUUAACAUUCCUUCAAACUCCACCUCACAAUCAUGCAAUCCAUCUUUGGAAGCCCUAAAUACGCUCCCUAUUGUGCGGUUAAUUCAUUCAUCCACUAAAAAGCUCGCUAUCUUCAUUGUCAGAUGUUUCAUGGAUUUUGUUUCGGAUUCUCCCUCACGCCUGCCAUGCCUAAGCGGGUUCUUUGCAAAUUCUUCGCCCACGGGGCGUGUCUAAAAGGGGAGCUUUGUGAGUUCUCGCAUGACUGGAAGGCCCUAAAAAAUAACAUAUGUCCCUUCUAUCAAAAGGAAAAUUGUGCUUAUGGUAGCCAAUGCCGAUAUGAACAUAUCAAUCUUUCACGGUCACAACCGUCAUCAGAAGAUGCUUUUCGCCAUGUCGAACCUCUUUCUGGUACUGCAGUAGGUGAAGCUAGAAUAAACUUUGGACAUUCACCUUCUUUAGGACCUCUUUCCUCUCCUAUAAGAUAUGGAUGGAAAGAAAAGACUGGGCAUGAAGAUAUCCUAGAUAAGGAUUGUGAUGUUGGGUAUCUUAGUUGUAAUGUUGAUCCAAUGAACCAACCGAUUUGUUCAUUCGCGGCAGUUGGUGAUUGUCCACGUGGUGAAAAAUGUCCCCAUAUUCAUGGUGAAUCUUGCCCAAUCUGUGGGAAACGAUGCUUGCAUCCUUUCAGGCCUUUGGAAAGAGAGCAACAUAUGAAAAUGUGUGAGAAAAGGAAAAAGCGUUUUGAGACGCUGCAAAGAAGUCAAGAAAUAGAGUGUAGUGUUUGUCUUGAGUAUGUUCUCUCAAAGCCUACGUUGGGAGAAAAGAAAUUCGGAAUCCUUUCUGAGUGUGAUCAUCCUUUCUGCAUAUCGUGCAUCAGGAAUUGGCGAAGUAGUUCCUUAGCAUCUGGCCUGGAUGUUAAUUCUACGCUAAGAGCUUGCCCAAUAUGUCGAAAGCUUUCUUACUUUGUUGUUCCUAGUGUCAUCUGGUAUUCAUCGAAGGAAGAAAAACAGGACAUCAUUAAUCGCUACAAGGCAAAAUUGAGCUCCAUUGAUUGCAAAUACUUUGACUUCGGGAAUGGAACUUGUCCAUUUGGAACCAGUUGUUUUUACAAGCAUGCAUAUCAGGAUGGUCACUAUGAGGGAGUGAUUCUCCAUCUUGCGGCUGAAGAUGGAAGUACAGUGAUUGCUAAGAAUAUUAGGUUCUACAAUUUUCUUAGGAAUUUGCAGAUACGAUGAAUAAAGGUUUAAAGAUUUUAAUGGGACUUUUUAAGAUAUUACAGGUUUCCCGGCUAAUGCAAGUUUCGAUCAUCCGGACUUUAGAAAGGUACUCAUUCUACUUCGACGACAUUGCCCGAGCUUGGGAAGUAGCUUGUUAAGUGUAUUGCCAGAUCAAUGAACCUCCAUGAAAGUUGAAGAAAAUGCUAACCAUUGUUUUGUUGAUACAAAAUAAAAUUUAAAAAAUUUUAAAAAAUUGUAUGUAUAUAUGUAUAAAGAACCCGUUGGGUUAAUUGUGUUCAUUUUUUGUGUUGAUGCUUGAA
Andrographis paniculata is the source of this 1655-nucleotide messenger RNA. RefSeq names its product E3 ubiquitin-protein ligase makorin-like. Gene Ontology annotation, biological process: protein polyubiquitination. The record is from RefSeq and is a predicted model, not a curated record. The coding region runs from base 265 to 1353 and encodes 362 amino acids. Gene Ontology annotation, molecular function: metal ion binding; ubiquitin protein ligase activity. The transcript is spliced from 7 exons. Lineage: Eukaryota; Viridiplantae; Streptophyta; Magnoliopsida; Lamiales; Acanthaceae.